ACCGUUUGACAGUUGAGUUAGUUUCCUUAUUUUUUUGUGGAAUGGUUCUAAAGUAUCAGUACUGUUUUGUUCCUUUUAUGGAGGGAGUUUGUAAUGGGCAACGAAAAUAGCAAAUGCUGGAUUGAGUUUAUGAAGAGAGGAUAAAAAUCAAGUGCUUUCACGCUAUAUUUGUCAAACAGAUAUAGAAGUAAGAAAUAAAACAUGGUUGAAAACUCUCCUUCACCGUUACCUGAAAGAGCUAUCUAUGGCUUUGUUCUGCAGUUAGGUUCCAGAUUUGCAUUUGGUUUGUACUUAGUCUGGGCAUAUGUCCCUGAAUCCUGGCUGCACUCUGUGGGACUUACAUACUGGCCUCAGAAAUAUUGGGCUGUUGCUCUACCAGUCUACUUCCUUGUUACUGUAGCCAUCUGUUACCUGUUGUUGUUUGGGAUAAACAUGAUGAGCACUGCGCCACUGAACUCUGUUGAUACAGUGCUAGACACUUAUGCAAAAAGUCAACAGUUUAAAGAUUUCCAGGAGGAUGCUAUCCCUGCAUUGAUGGACAUCCCAAUCAGUGAAGUCAAUAGAAGAUUCUUCCUGACACCUCAUCUUUCUGAGUGUACAGCUAAUAAUCAUUGGCUACAGUGAUCAAAAAGUGCUUCCUGUCUUCUUUUAUACUUUCUGAAUUUGCUUUGGGUGUAGGGUGGAAAAAAUGUGUUGUUGAAGUUUUGGUCAUGUAGUCAUUUAAGCUGGGGCUAUUGUAUAUAAACUCUGCUAAAUUAGUUAAAAGUUAGUAGUUUGUUAUUUGCAUUUUGCAUUUCUACUUGCCAUGUCAUCUUUGUACUUUUAGUUGUAUUAUGCUGAUUUUGUGUAGCACAACUAUUGUAAUUGUAUUAAAACUUCAGAAUAUGGUGGAUGGCACUAAAAGUUCAAUACACUCUGUUCUUGACACAUUUCAAUAAAAUGCUGUCUCUUACCAAUUCCA
Messenger RNA from Protopterus annectens (West African lungfish), 961 nucleotides. RefSeq names its product phosphatidylinositol glycan anchor biosynthesis class P (gene PIGP). The record is from RefSeq and is a predicted model, not a curated record. The transcript has 5 exons. Gene Ontology annotation, biological process: GPI anchor biosynthetic process. Bases 202 to 624 code for a protein of 140 amino acids. Gene Ontology annotation, molecular function: phosphatidylinositol N-acetylglucosaminyltransferase activity. NCBI's taxonomy places the organism in Eukaryota, Metazoa, Chordata, Ceratodontiformes, Protopteridae.